Messenger RNA from Phycodurus eques (leafy seadragon), 3901 nucleotides. RefSeq names its product protein only RNase P catalytic subunit (gene prorp). Lineage: Eukaryota; Metazoa; Chordata; Actinopteri; Syngnathiformes; Syngnathidae. Gene Ontology annotation, molecular function: protein binding; ribonuclease P activity. Gene Ontology annotation, cellular component: mitochondrion; mitochondrial ribonuclease P complex. The record is from RefSeq and is a predicted model, not a curated record. Gene Ontology annotation, biological process: mitochondrial tRNA 5'-end processing; tRNA 5'-leader removal. The transcript is spliced from 10 exons. Bases 293 to 2128 code for a protein of 611 amino acids.
CGUUGAUUAUGUCAUAUACGCGACGACUAUUGCAGCUGAAGUUAUACAGUAGUUGCAAAUUUGAGUUUGAGCAGAAAUUUCACGUGUAAGUCGUAAUUAUUUAUGUUUAAAAACAACGUAUGUGUCCAUCGUGUCUCAUUUCCAGGUUAUUGAUUGCUUUACGCUUUGUUUUAUGCUGAGCCAUGCGAGGAAUUAGUAUACAUACAGUCUGUUUACAGUAUGAAAUAUUGUAAAUAUUGGAACUUAGAGAGCAGUAUGCAAUAAUAACCAUUACACGGGUACGAAUUUGGCCAUGGGUUUCACCGUUAUAAUCAAUCUUAAAUCGUGCCUUAGGCCUGCGUUACCUUUUAUUAAUCAAGGAUCUUCAGCGUUCCUUACGUUGGCGUACACAGCACACAUUCAGUGCUACAUGAACUGGAGCUCCAGCCCUGGAUUGAGCAAAGACAACAGUAGACAGACCAAUGUGCAGGCUAGACUGAAAAAUAGCACCAUUAGACAGAGGACAGACGGGUUGUGGGACAAUGUGGCAGAUGGAGGAGGCAAGAACUUUAAUCCCCGGCAAAAUCCUUCCAUCCCAAAAUCUGUGUUUGCUGCUGGCACGGCGAAGAGGACAGCAGAGAUGCUGAGGAGGAAGGCGGGUUUUUGCCCAGAGGAGAAUCAUCAUGAGGGGCCUGCAAGGAGGACAGUCGGGAGGAAAGGGAAGCUGCAACCUCCUGACCAGCCGCUAUCUGUUGACGAGUGGAAGAAACUGAAGGAGUCUCUGGGAAGUCCGGAACGAUUUGAUAUUGGCAUCUUGUCUACACUGUUGAACUCUGGGGCAGAGUUGGAUAUUGCCAAGUCCCUGCUGUCAUUUGUUGCCACAGAAACAGGAACGGUAUCUUAUGUACUCCUAUUGCAGUAUCUGGCACUUUGUGUGAAUGGCAAUCAUGACCAAGAAGUACUUGAUGUCUACAAUAUCAUGCGAGAGAAUUUCCCCUCUUUGGAUACUGGAGCUUAUAGUCUUGUUAUUAAGUCUUUCAGCCGUACAGCAAGAUGGCGCGACGCUCUCAGCAUUUUAAAUGACCUCAAAAAGGUGGUUACCCCAUCACCUCGCAAUUAUGGCAACAUAAUUGCUGCAGCCAUGCUUAAUGGUGACCCAAUCACUGCCUGGGCUCUUUAUGAUGAACUAUUGGCAAAGGGUCUAAACCCACAACAUGAAACAUGGACCUGUCUGUUUAAGAGAGUGCAUGCAGAGGAACAAGAGACCAUGUUGCUGAGCGAACAGCAGGAGAGGCUUCUGGGAAUUCUGCUGUACAUGAGGAACAACCAAGUUUACCCACAGCUGACUCUGGCUAGCAGCAUCAAGACCUGGUUUGAAAGUAUUCCACGACAGAAGUGGAGAGGAACUUGGAGCACCGCCUCUCCAAAUGGCGUGUGCAAGAGUUGUGGAACAGAACUGGAAUCCAUCCAACUGACUGCUGAGGAGUACCAACAGCUGAGAAAUAGAGUCAUGACUGACAUCAUCCAGGGACGUGACGUUUUCAACAAGACCACACCAGAGGAGUUGGAGAGAUUCAAGGCAUUUGUGAGGAUGAAGCCAGCCUUUGAUGUCGUUGUGGAUGGUCUUAAUGUGGCAAAUAUCAACAAGGACAGAAGCAAGCAAUCAGAGAUGUUGCUGGCUGUGGUGUCGGAGCUCAAGCUACAGGGCCUUACUGUUCUGGUGCUCGGGAGGAAACACAUGUUGCGGCCCUCCAGAUCUUGGAACCGGCACAACAUGAACCUUAUUCAGCAGAAAGCUCAUUGCUUUUUUACUGACAACAUUUCUGAAGAUGACCCCUUCCUGCUAUAUGCCGCGUUGCAUUCGGGGAACCACUGUCGCUUCGUGAGUAAGGACCUGAUGAGGGACCACAAAGCUUGCUUGCCGGACGAAGCCACCAGGCGACUCUUCUUCAAAUGGCAGAGGGGCCAUCAGCUGGUUGUGCAUGGACACAUUGUGGCAGGCAGGAGGGUCCGAUUUCAGAGUAUUCCCAGCUGUGACACCAUUGUGCAGACUUCAGGAGGCACCUGGCACAUCCCCUAUGACGACACAGAAGACAGGAGCACCUAUGAAGUACCCCAGAAAUGGCUGUGCCUUACCAGAAUUCCCUGAACAUGCACCUUGAAAAUGGAUUUCGAAAAGAAAUUAAUCAGAUAACUUCAUCACUGCCCUACAAUUGGUUGGCAACCAGUCCAGGGUGUACCCUGUCCCGCGUUCAAAGUUUGCUGCUUGCUGCUAGGAUCGGCUCCUGUUAUUUGCCACUCCAAUAAGGACAAGCACGGAGAGAAAACGCAAACUCCACACAGGAAGGCCGCAGCCCGGUUUCAAACCACCAAGCUCAGUAUCGUGAGGCGGAAAUGCUAGCAACACGACCAUCAUGCCGCCGCGCAUCACACUUUCCAUCACAAAGGUUGGAAAUCACGGUGAUGUUAUUUAAUAGUCCAUUAAUAUUAUAUCAAAUCUUGUUAAAAAUGGCAUUUCUUAAACAAUGAUGCGCUGCUAACUAUGGAAAAUGUUGGGACUCAAAAUCAGCAACUGGCCUCUCCCAGCAUUAAAAUUGGAAUCCUGCAAAAUAAUCCCAAUUUUUAAUAAAGGUACCUGUGAUCUGCUUCUUUUUUUUCCGCUAACUGUAAUCAAAUAGUUAACUUUUUUGUUGUUGUUGUAUUCUGAUGACAUAAUCCUGUUACAUGCACAGUAUUCCGUUACUCCCCACGCUCGAAAUUGUGUGUAAAGAAACCAAGAUAUUUAUAGGCAGUCUAAUAAUCAUUACAUUGAUUAUAGCAUGGUUUCUAGCCUUCAAUGAACUCUUUAAUCCGUAUAUCUGUGUUAUGUUUUCAGUCUCUCUCUUGACAUCUGAAAAACCCUUCAUCCAUUAACUCAGCAUAUCCCAUCUGGCUUGGGGCGAGCAGUCACCAGAAAUAGACGUGGUCACAUGAAUCAUUAAGCUCGUACAUCACUAAUGUUUCUUAUGUCUAUGUCAUGUGUUCUGAAGAACAAGCGGCUGGACGUCGAGACAGUCACCCAUCUAUUCAGAAUAACAGAACACAGGCUGCAUCAUGACCGGCAUGAUGGCCCGGAUAAUUUGAGCUCCAAGAGUGCUUGUAUUGUAUCGAAUAAUGUAGCCUAUGUAUAAUUUUGGAUUGAAUCAGGCAGUGGCGGGCAUUUGCACUUAGUGUGCUGAUAUUUUGUAACGCCUCCUGCCAGGUAUCAUCUGGCACAGGAAUCCCCAAUUCUUUUUCCCACCCCUCUUUAAUUGAAGCAGUAGAUGUUGCACAAAUCCCCUGUAUUGCGCUAUGUAACAAUGAGAGUCGUUUUUUUCUGGCCCGAACUACUCACUCAGGCAUCUGUCCAAAGCAUCAGGCUUGGCCUCUCAAACUGCGGCACAUGACAGCGAACGUAAUUUCGCAGUUGAAGAUAUCUGAAAAAGUGACAUUUUUGCCAUGAGAUUUUCUUGUGUAAAAUGGGUGCCUUGGCUCAUUAAAUGUUGGGAAACUGCUCUGCAGAACUACUUGCAAUCAGCUGUCGGACAUUAAACAAGUACGACAUACAUUCCACUCAUUAUCACAUUGCCAUUGGAACAGGAAUUCAGAACAGUGAAAGAGAUUUUCUUUUCCUUUAAAGAAAGCAAAAACAAGCAGUUCAUGGCCCGGCCAAAUUUCGGUUGAAACCCUGCUUGAACCUGUGAGGUCAGCGCCAGAAGCCGAUCUGAUUUCCUUCACCAUAGUAGUAAACGUGCUGGGUUACCUCACAAGCAAGCCUUUGGCGGAAUUGUCGCCUAUAUUCAAAGUCUGGAUGCUUUUUCUUCAGACAAUGAGUGAAAACAGUGAGGUUAGAUACAUUUCUUGUGUGUAAAAUCGCUGUAAUCAGAGGUGGGUAGGAACGCAU